ACGUCACCGGCUCGUUUCUCUCUCUCUCUCUCCUCUGUGAAAAGCUCUCUUUUUUGUUUGGGUACUCCAGACGCUGCAAUGGUUUCUGCGCUGUCAGUUUAGAAAGAGUAGGGAGGGAAUGGGUUCGUGCGUUUCAUCAGCUCGCGGGAACUCCAGCUCCGCCGCGGCGAUCCCGCCUUCGCCGAUCAAGGAAAAGGCUGUCGACGGCGAGGCUCCGAUCAAUGGUGGCUCCCUCAAGUCUCAGUGGUCGCCUGGUCCUCGGUCAACGACGAGUUUCAGAGACUACGGCAGUAAAGAGGAUGUUUUCUUCGAUUCGAAGCCCUGGUUAGAGUCGGACUGUGAAGAUGAUUUUUUCAGUGUCAAUGGUGAUUUGACUCCUUCUCGUGGGAGUACUCCUUCCCAGGGAAACACUCCUAUCCACCCAUCCUUAUUCAGGGGAACACAAUUGGUUAAGAAUGCCCCUCAGGACAAAGCACCUGUCCCCUUUCCCGAACCUUCCCCAACAGCUAAGAAAAAGAAACUCGCUGAACUUUUCCGAGAUAGCCUCGGGGGGCAAGAAGAUGUUGCCGAUCACGAUGCUCUGGCUGACAAAGCAACUGCAGAAGCAAAGGCUGAAGCCAAGCCAACUAUACUCGAUGUUCUUCCGAGCUCUAAUCAAGGAACGCCUUACAUCUCUAAACCCACUUCCAUGUGUAGCAGCGAAAGGACUUCUAAUGGAGAUUAUGUGAUGGAGAAGCAGAAACCCGUUAGAACCACGCCUUGUUGCCUCCCUAGAUUGUCUUUGUACGGCAGUUUAAGUGAGGGGAAUAAGAAGAUGAGCCCUGCAAUAGCCGUGCAUGAUUAGAAAUGUUUAUCAGCUUGAGCUUUACAUGGAGGAAGUCGGGAUCUCUCGUGCUGAGAGAGGAAAUUCUGAUUUACCCAUCCGUGAGACUGUAUAGUCAAUAGAGGUCUUCAAUCUUGUAUGCAUGCCGUUAUCUUAUGCGAAAGCAUGUAUAUCGCAAACUGACUCAUCUGACUUGAGUAUUUUGCUUCUGCACUUAGGUGAAGUAGCAUCUUAUCGCAAAUUUUCUUCUCGCUUAUUCAUGU
Messenger RNA from Rhodamnia argentea, 1086 nucleotides. RefSeq lists its product as uncharacterized. The transcript is spliced from 3 exons. Bases 119 to 844 code for a protein of 241 amino acids. NCBI's taxonomy places the organism in Eukaryota, Viridiplantae, Streptophyta, Magnoliopsida, Myrtales, Myrtaceae. The record is from RefSeq and is a predicted model, not a curated record.